GUCAUUUUAAGACAAGCCAUUUCUUCGGAGAGUGCCCUUACCAAGCUGCAUGCCAGGUAUACUUGACCAGACUGGAUUUAUGGACAUGGUGACCAGGCCUGGCAUUUGACAGAGAGAGAGAGAAUGUAUUGCGGUCUUCAUCUUCUAUCAGACAGAGGGACAACGGCACAGGGGAUAUGGCAUAACAGGAUACCUGAAGAUGCACUGCACGCCUGUACGUGUGGUUUUUUUGUUUGAUCGACUUCACUGAGGUCGAACAUGCGCAUGGCCGGCGGCUGGCCCCGAGGCAGGCCCCAAAGGAUCCAGUGAGGGACUCCAGUGAACUCGCAGUGGGACGGUAAAGGGCCAAAGGCUCAUGAGUGCACCGCUUCUUGCUCUCUGUCGCGAGCUGUCAUCCUGUCCUGAAAAGACACCCCGAGUGGUGUGAGAUUCCAAGGCUGGCUGUGCGUUCAGAGGUGAGAGGACGAUAAGGUGGGAUCACUGGGUGCAGGCAGAGGAGGUGACGAGUGUCUGUCGGAGUAAACGCCGUGAUGGACUCUGGACAAAUGACGGCCGUCGGGGAGAGCCCCCUGGAGGGGGAGACGGUAUGCGCCGCACUGGCCCGCUACGAGGCGACACUGCAGGCCGCAGUUCGCGAGCUUCACGCCGACGUGGGAGCCUUCAAGGUGGGUGUGGAACGACGCCUGGAAGAGGCCGACCGGCUAACGGGGCCCCUGGGCCGCGCCGUGGCCCAACUGCAGCUGGAGAACCGGCAGCUCCGCGGUCAGCUGGAGGCCCUGACGCGCCGUGUGGAGGAGUUCACUGGGACCGUGUGUGACAGGAGCGCCCUGCAGGAAAGCAGUGCCGGCGUGGAGGGCCCCCCCCAGCCCGUGGGUCAUCGGUCCCCAGCAUCCCCCUCUGCUGUGACUCCCCCUUGUGCGGACUCUGCCCCCAGCCCCGGUUCCGGUCCUGCUCACGGUCCGACGGCAACUCGAUUCUCCAGCCGGGCCACGUUCGCCGUGUUCAACAAGUCUAAUAGCAUAGAAAAAGAAGAACCGAUUGAGGUGGAUCCCGUCCAAACAAACCCUGUGUUGGAGAAUGGACACCAGGUAACCCCAGAAAAGCCUGUAAGGUCACAGGAGCUGCGGUCGCCGGCCAAUGACGGUCCACAGGAGCAUCCCGCUCCCGUGGCCAGGUCACGGCCACACCUACCAAAGACGUCUGAUCCACCUGUGAGCUCGGUAACCAAGAACCAGGAGCCGCUAAGCAGCCCGGGCCGAGUUCCGCCUCCUUUUCCCACAGAGCCCCAGCUGUCCAGCCAGCUGGCAUCCAGUGAUCCCCUGCGCCAGCCAGUGCCACAAUCCCAGGUGCCUGCUGUGAAGAGCUGGACUCCAGGCACAAUGAAAACAAUGGUCUCUCCUCUUGUGACAGACAGGGCUUCCUCGAUGCCCCCCAAAUCAGUGACACACUGCCCUGUCACACCCCCCAGCGCAGAGAGGGAGACGUUCUCAGGCGGGGGCAUGGAGAGCAGACGGGAUUUGGUGAGAUCGCAGACACUGCCGCGUUCUGCUGGAGCGCAGGCACGCCGCGCGAUGUUCGAGAGACUGGACUCUGACCCAAACAGGCCCAAACCCCUGGACUCCAAGCCCAAACUGAAGCGCUCGCAGAGUUUUGGGGUCUCGAGUGCCAGCAGCAUCAAGCAGAUUCUCCUGGAAUGGUGUCGCUCCAAAACCAUCGGCUACCAAAACAUCGACAUCCAGAACUUCUCUUCAAGUUGGAGUGACGGUUUGGCCUUCUGUGCACUGGUCCACUCCUUCUUCCCCACUGAAUUCGACUACAACACACUGACCCCUACCGACUGCAAGCACAACUUUGAAGUGGCCUUCAGCACUGCUGAGGCCAAGGCAGGCUGUGACCGGCUCAUCGAGGUGGAGGACAUGAUGGUGAUGGGACGCAAGCCUGAUCCUAUGUGCGUUUUCACAUAUGUUCAGUCCCUCUACAACCACCUGCGUAGGUUCGAAUGAGGGCACCUAACGUCACUAAACCCCGCCCACUCCGGUUCGGAAAGAUCUCCACGGUACCACCCUGCCUUCCUGUACGAUUACCCUGAACCAUCCAGGAACGGACCGGGUGUCUCAUUACCUCGAGUUUGCCUAUGCUGCAGAAUUUUCCACAACGGGAAAAAUCACAAGCCGCACCGCUAAUGCUAAUCUUGCUGUGAUGCCCCACCGCCACUUUUUAUCUUCUGCACCCCUACGGCUCCCUGGCUGCCUGGCACAGGACGAGAUUUGGUAAGGUAGGCUGGGGCCCCAUGGGGCUCACAGACGGCUGAGUAACGAGCCGGAUGCUCGAGCCUCCCUGCUUCUCAGGGGUAGCGAGAACUUGUGUGAAAAGGAUCGGACUAUUACAGUCAUGUGAUUUCGGCCUGCUAUGGGUUUAACCAGACGCGGUUAAGCAGGAACGUGCAGAAUGAACCAUUUCCAUUGCUUUUACAGCCAUAGCGAUCAUGCCAUACAAGCAAAAAAUGCCUACUUGUAAACUAUAGCCACAGCCCUUAGGGAUGGUACAGGGGUCAGGGGUCAGGGGUAGAAGAAUGUGGGGGUGGUCACUGAUGUUUUUUUCUUUUUUUGGCUUUUGUUUAUUAUUAUAAUUAAGGUUAUUAAUAUGAUUGUUAUUUUUAUUCACGGGUGCAUUGUAGGUCUAUAGUACUCUAGUUUAAAUGAUGCCCAGUUGUGUCACUGAAGUGCUUGUGUUUUUCUCACCGUAGCCAGUAGGUGGCACCGUUUGUAAGACAGGGAAGAACCAUUUAGCUCCCAAACGGACUGUUUGUUUGCAGCCCUUUGUUAAAGUGUGUUUCUGUUUUUGUUUGAAUGCGUGCGUGCGUGCGUGCUUGUGUGUGUGUGUUCUAGUCUGAAAAGUGCCACACAGAAACACAAAGUAUCACUGCUUUUCAACAGGAUCUCUGUGAUGAAGAGAUUGCUGGUGCAGUACAAGAUAACCAAAAUAAAAACAUCCAUAUUGAUAUA
Molecule: messenger RNA, 3005 nt
Organism: Brienomyrus brachyistius
Lineage: Eukaryota; Metazoa; Chordata; Actinopteri; Osteoglossiformes; Mormyridae
Product: smoothelin-like protein 2
Exons: 11
Coding region: 531-2003 (490 amino acids)
Biological process (GO): actin cytoskeleton organization
Cellular component (GO): filamentous actin; microtubule organizing center
Molecular function (GO): protein binding
Source: RefSeq, a predicted model, not a curated record